AUGUCAACAAAACCUUUAGCCAAUAAGGCUAUAACCUCUGCUCUAUCAUAUUGCUUGCAAGAGUUAUUAGCUCAAGAAUUAAGCGGAAUAAAUAAAAAAAGAAGAAAACAUUUAUUGUCAAGAAAAAUAGGAGCCGAAGAAGGAAAAACUGUUGAAGGUGUCGAAAAAAUACAAAAUGUUGAUGAUAAAGUAAUUUUAUCUAUGUUUGUCGAUGACAAAGUAAUCAAGAUGACAUUAUAUGGGCUUUUAAUUAGUGGUCCAUUGAAUCACUAUGUUUUCAUGGUUCUUGACAAAUUAUUCAAUAGAAUUAGUAAAGGAGCAGCAGCCAAAAUUCUACAAGUUAUCACUUUUCAAUUAAUUUUUACACCAAUUCAUUAUAUUGUAAUGGCUAUAAUUAGUGGUUCACAAGAUUUAAAUCAAAUAAUAUCUAAUUUUAAAAAAUCUAUUUUGAAACUUGAAUUAACCGCUUGUGCUGCUUCACUUGUCACCUUAAUUUUUGCUCAAAGUUUUCUAGAUCCUCGAUUCUGGGCAUCUUUCUUUAACCUUUCUGGUUUUACUUUUGGUCUUAUUGCAAAUGUAAAAGCCAAAAAUGACCGAUUGAAAAAAAUAGAACUACAUUAA
Entrophospora sp. SA101 is the source of this 621-nucleotide messenger RNA. NCBI's taxonomy places the organism in Eukaryota, Fungi, Glomeromycota, Glomeromycetes, Entrophosporales, Entrophosporaceae. The record is from the annotation of a GenBank genome assembly.